Messenger RNA from Adineta steineri, 819 nucleotides. NCBI's taxonomy places the organism in Eukaryota, Metazoa, Rotifera, Eurotatoria, Adinetida, Adinetidae. The record is from the annotation of a GenBank genome assembly.
AUGAAAUCGAGUACAACAAGUUCUUCUUAUCAUCAUUCAACAUACGAUUAUCAUCAUCAUCAUCAUCAUAAUUUUCCUGCAACAUCAUCAAAUCUAUAUCCAACUUAUUAUCCCAAUCAUUAUAUAUCUCAAUCAAAUAUAUCAACAAAAGUUGAAAAUGAUGAUUCAUCAAAUUCUGAUCUUACACCAACCACUACACAAAAUUCUCUUAUACAAAAUCCUAUUAUUCUUAAAUUACCAAAUACAAAUAAUAUUGAACAAACUUUAACAUUAACAAUCGAUCAUUUAGCAUGUGUAUGUGAAGCUAUUCAACAAAGUGGUAAAAUUGAUAAAUUAAUCAAACUUUUACAAUUAUUACCAUUAAAAUCUUCAUCACCUGAUGCAGCAUUAAUACAUCAACAUGAUAGUAUAUUAAAAGCUCGUGCAAUUAUAUAUUAUCAUCAAUCAAAAUUUCGUGAAUUAUAUUGUUUAUUAGAAACACAUUCAUUUGAUAAUCAUCAUCAUUCCGAAUUACAACAAUUAUGGUACAAAGCACAUUAUAUGGAAGCACAAAAAAUACGUGGACGACCAUUAGGUGCUGUUGAUAAAUAUCGUAUACGAAGAAAAUAUCCAUUACCAAAAUCUAUCUGGGAUGGUGAAGAAACAAUUUAUUGUUUUAAAGAAAAAUCUCGACAAGCAUUAAAAGAAUGUUAUCGACAAAAUCGUUAUCCAACACCGGAUGAAAAACGUUUAUUAGCAAAAAAAACUGGUUUAACAUUAACACAAGUUAGUAAUUGGUUUAAAAAUCGACGACAAAGAGAUCGUACACCACGAACGUAA